This is a messenger RNA of Paramecium sonneborni, 5063 nucleotides long. The record is from the annotation of a GenBank genome assembly. Lineage: Eukaryota; Ciliophora; Oligohymenophorea; Peniculida; Parameciidae.
AUGAAUUCUUUAAUAAUAGUAUUUAUACUAUUAUAAAUUCCUUUUUUGGUUAAUUGUCUUAUCUAUGAACCUGAUCAACUUAUUUUUGCAUCUGCAUAUGAUGAAGAUUAAUUUAAAGAUAUUUGGGAUUUAAGUCUAACUAGAAAUUAAGACUUUGAUGAUGUAUAAACUUAUGCUUAUGGGUUUUGGUUGAAAUACUCAUUUAUAUAUCCAAAAUAAUUAGAAGAAUUAAAAGAUUGGCAUUCAAUUAGUAGAUUGACUACUCGAUAGAAUCAUACAGAUUAUUAAAAUCCUUUAGAUAGAACUUUAUCAGUCUGGUUGAGUAAAGAUUUUUAUCAUUUCACUACUUAUACUAAUGAAUACCCAGAGAAAUUUUAUAAUGCUAAAUAUACUAAAGAAUAGUUAGAUGGUAAAUGGACUUUUAUAUACUUUGGAUAUUCUUAUUAAGAAUGUAUAGAAAUAUAAUAAACUAGUUUUGGCAAGAGGAUAUUUAUUUUUAGAAGAAAAUAAUUUUGAAGAAGCACUCAUUCCAGCUAAACAUUAUAGAUUAGAUUUCCUUAGAUUUUUGAUUAAACGAGAGUUCAAUAAUUAUGCUUUUAAUGGUCUCUAUUCUAAUAUAUUUCUUCUAAUAAAUGAGCAAUAUCCCAUAAAUGCUGAAGAAUUAAAAGAAUUUGCUUAUGAAUAAUAUCCGUUAUUAUCCAAUUUAAAUCAAAUAUUUUAACAAUAAACACUUUUAGAACAUCAAGAGAAUACUUUUUAUGAUAAACAAGCAUUUGAAUUAUUUGAGUUUUAGAAUAUUGACCCAUUAUAAUAUUCAAUUUCAGGAUGGUUAAAGUUUAGUAUUCCUAUUGAAUUUAAAGAUCACAAUUUAAUUCUAAGGUUAAGUCAUUCAAAAGAGUUCAACGAAGAUUAUUUUGAUAAAAUAUUUUAUCUUAUCUCCAAUGAUCAAGGUUAUUAAUUUGAAAGUUAUAAUUGUUAAGAUAAAUGCAAUAUGAUAAAUUGGAGUAUACAAUCAGAAAAUUAAGAAAAGCUUUGGCAUUUUAUUUAUAUAGCAUACAAUUAAAAACUAAAGAAGAUUUUCUAAUUUUGGAAAUUUGAAGAAAAAGCAUUUGUUGUUCAUCAUGAUUAAAUAUAUCAUUAUUAACUUCAUGGAAUUUAUAUCAAUUUAUAAAAAGAUGAAUAUGAUCCUGGGUUUAAUGGAUAAUUAAAGAGAUGGACCUUCAAUUAUGGUAAUGGAGCAUAUUAAGAAAAUGGUUUUGAAGAUGAUUAAAUACUUCAAGCAUAAAUAGGAUUAAUAGAUUUUAUUUAUCUUAAUAAGACUGAAACUUGGAAAUUUUCACAAAGUACUUUGAGGUUAGAUUUCAACUCUAAUUAAGAUUUAUAAGAAAAUGAAAUUGAUCCUACUAAAUUAGAUAUUAAUUCUUUUGAAUAUGGAUAUGGAUUUUGGAUGAGAUUUCUUUAUAAUGCUGAAUCUAAGAUUAAUUCAUUAACAAAUUAAACUUUAGGUUUAUCAAGACUUGGAACAACUUAAUAAUACAAAUAAAAUAAUAAUCUUGGGGAAAGCGCUAUAUCUGUUUAUCUAAACACUAAUUAAAUUCAAUUUGAAUCAUAUAGUGUUUUAGAUAAAGAAUCAAAAUAAUUUUAUAUUAAUAACUAUUUAGAUAAUGAGUGGCUAUAUCUGUAUACUGGUUAUAAGAGAAUCUAUAAAGAAUAAGGUGUUUUUCUUGGAUGCAUAUAUAGUACUAAAGGAGUAAACAAAUGCACAUAAAGUUAAAAUGAUAUAGUUCAUUUUUUAAUUGACAACUAUUUAUUUUUCUCAAUUGGUUCUGUUGGAUCUAGAUUUUAAAAUAUUAAACAUUUUAAUGGAGAUAUUUAAGAUACAAGUUUAUAUUUUGGUAAAGAUAGUAUUAUACCAAAAUUUAAUAAACUAAAAGUAUUUCCUGAAAAUCUUUUAUCUUAAAAUUGGAUUUUUAAGCAACUUGAAUAAUUUUCGAAUGAUCGCCUAAAUAAAAUGCCAUCUGAGUAUAAAUUAAAUGAUUUUGUCUCAGAAUAUGGAGUAUAAUUAUGGUUUAAAAGCAUUGGAAAAACAAAUAAUGAAUUUUAAUUUAUAUUUUUGUUAUCAACAAAUGAAUAUAGAGAUUAAAUUACAAAACCUGGAGAUAUAACUUUGGGAGUUAAAAUGGAUUAAAAUAAUAAUUUAUAUUUUUUAAGUUAUUCUUUUGAUAAGUAGGAUUAUUUAUAAUUAUUGGAGAGAAAAAUAGAAAUUGAAAAUGAAUAAGAUAAAAAAUAAUGGACAUAUAUAUAUUUUGGACACAAGAAACAUAUAUGUUUAUAUUUCAUUUAAACUAAAACUAAAAGAUAAAAAAAUUCAUUUGAAUGUUUCCAUCAUGCUUCAAAAUAUUUCUUAGUAUAUAAAGGAUUUGAUGGUUUAGAAAAUGAUUUAUAUGGAGAUAUAGAUUAUUUUAAAAUUGAUUUUGGAUUAGGAUCAUUUCAAUCAUAAUUUCAUUAUUUAAAUGAAGCAUUUAAAUAAGGUUUGUAGCUAUUUCCAACUUCAUUUGAGUGGAAAGGUUAAUUUAAUAAUAUAAUCAAUAUAGCAUCUAAAAAAUAAGGAUUCUAGUAAGUAUUUACUUCUAAUUCUAAAAUUAGUAUGGAUGGCUAAAGAAAUUAUGGAUAUGGUUUUUGGUCAAGAUAUUUAAAAGAAUUUCCAGAAUUAGUUAAAAAAGAAGAUGAAGAAUAAUUUAUAUCUAUAUCAAGUUUAUUUUGCAUAUAAACUUAAAACAAAGAACUUGAAAUUCUCUCUUUAUAUUUAAGUUAAGAUAAAAAGGAAUACAAAGUUAAAGUUUAUGAUUAAAUAACACAUAAAUAUCAAAUAGGAACAUUUAAAUUAUUAAACUAAUAAGUGAAUGUUUGGAAUUAUAUUUAUUUAAGUUAUAAUGCUGAUAAAUAAUAAGUAGUUGGAUUUAUUCAUCAUUAAAAGGAAAAGAGAGUCAUAAGGAUUAUUCUUAAGAACAUAUCUCAUAAAAGCAUUAAUGGAAAAGUGAAUUUCAAUUUAGGAAAAUUUGUAAAUAUUCAAAAAUAUAUAUUAGUUAAAUUAUGAAGGAUUUAAUGGUCAGAUUAGUAAUCUCAUAAUUAGAUUUGAUGGAAAUGCAAUUAUAGAUGAUGUUUAGCAAUUUUAGAUUUUAGUUGAUCAAUCUAGAUAAAUAGAAUCUGAUGAAUAGUUGUAAUCAUAUAAAUUCAUUACUCUUAAUGAAUAAUCAUAAUUUAGAUAAUAUAAUAUAGGUUUAAAAGAAAAUUAUUUCCCAGAAGAAUAUUCAGUUUUUGGUUGGUUUAGACCUAGUCCUAGUCAAUUAAAUAAAUAAUUAAUUGAGGAUAAUGUAAUAAAGGAACAAUAUUAAUUCUAAUAAAUUAUAUUAUAAUUAAGUUCUUGUUUAGAAUAAGAAGAAGAAUAGAGAUAUCGUUUUUAAAUUAUUUUAUCCUAAAAUGGAUAUUAAUUUAUUACAUAUUCUAUAAAUGAAUAAUCACCUGCUAUUUCAUGGAUACAAAAUAUUUUAUUAGAUGCAAAUUUUGGUACUUGGUGCUAUUUCUGGAUGGGUUAUUCUUAGCAUUUAUAAUAAAUUAAUGUUUAUUUCAAAAUAAUAGAUUCAAUUGAAACAAAAGUGUUUAAUUAUAUAUAGCAUCAUCUAGCAAAUAAAUUUAUUUUAAUUAUAAGUUCUUAAAUAUAGGACAAUCAUUUUGAUGGACAUUUAGCUCAAAUAGGAAUGGAUAUUGGAAAGGAAGCUUUUAAGGAUAAAUCUAAUCUACCUGAAUUUGAAUUAAAGUUAAUAUAAAAAGCUUAUUAAUUUAAAGAUUAUGAAGGUGAAUUUGAUAAAUUAAAUAGAGUAAAUUUAAUAGAAGAUAAAAAUGAUCUUAUUGGAUCUACUUAAUAUUCUGUUUAGAUGUGGACAAGAUGGUUAAAUGAAAUAUCUGAUGAUACUUUUCUAGAUUAAAAUAAUGUUUUUAGAUUUUCAAGGAAUAAAUUAUAUGAAAAUUGUGAUUAGAAAGGUGAUAGAACUUUAAUGGUUGUUAUUACUACAAAGUCUUAUGAUUUUAUUACAUAUAAUGUUGUUAAUGAGUAAUGUAGUGAAAGCAAACAAAUAUCAUAUUAAUAAUUAUUCGAAGGCUAAUGGAAUUUAAUUUAUUUUGCUUAUUCUAAUACAUAAGAUUUUAUAGGAGCAAAAGGCUUUGUUUAUUUUUCAAAGACUAGAGAACAUAAAGAUUUAGAAUUUAAUGUUGAGCAUUUACCUUUAACAAGUUAAGCUAUAUUAACCGUAGGUUAAAGAGAAUAUUCAUAUGGAAAAUUUUUUGGAUAAAUGCACGAUAUUUAAGUCAAAAUUGGUUUCGGUUUUGAAAAUGAUAUCACAAAGAUAUUAGAAACUACAACCAUACCAGAUUCUGAAACUAAUUAAUUUAACAAACAUACUUUAAUAUAAGUUGAAAGCAGGAUUGAUCAAUUGACCAAUAAGAAAUUCACAUCGAAACUUAAUUUAGAAAAGUAAUAUUCCUUAUACGGAUGGUUUAAAUAUGAUGGAAUUACAGAAUAUGGCUAAUUUUCUAUUUUAGCAAGACUUAGUACAGAACCUAUAUUAUAAAAAAAGCUUUCUGACCAAACAUUCUUAAUUUUAGUUAAUCAAUAAACAAUAUAAUUUAGAUCCUAUAAUUUAUUACCUCAAUUUAGUACAUGUGAGGAAUCUUUUGAAAUUAUUAAAAACUAUGAUUUUAUCCAACAAGAAAACUAAUCAUGGAUUUUUUUGUAUAUUGGAUAUAAUUUUGAUCUUAAUUAAUUGCAGAUUUAUUUAAAAUAUAAUGAUAAUCUACAGGAUCAUUAAGAAUUACUAUAAAACAUUUAUCAUUAUUUACCCUUGUAAUUUUAUGUGUUUAUAGGGGAAGAUGAUAUAUAUUCAAAAUUUUAAGGUUAGGUAGAUGAUAUCAAUUUAUUAACUGGGUAAUCAAGCUAUGUUGAUUCAAAUAUCUAUUAAUAGCUUGGUUCUCUAAAUUAAAAGUAUAUAGAAAACGUAUUAAAAUGA